AUGCAGAAGGCAUCUACUUAUGUCCGUGAGAUGUUUGCCAAAACCCAAGGGGUUAGCAAAUGGCGGCAAUAUCUACUUGGCCGGCGUUUUAACGUUGUUACUGACCACCAAACUCUUAAGAAUUUAACCAACCAAGUUAUACAAACCCCAGAGCAGCAGAAAUGGUUGGGCAAGUUGGUUGGUUACGACUUUGACAUUGUGUAUCGACCUGGAAAGAGCAAUUUGGCUGCUAAUGCUCUGUCUCGCAUGCCCUCUUCUUUAAAGGAUGGCUGGUUUUCCCUUCUGAUCCAUCUCUUUGCCUACAUCUAUUACAUGAGUUUCAUUCAUCCCCACUUGGAGGCCAUGCUGGUGUUACCCGCACCUUCCAUCGGUUGUCUUCCAAUUUUUAUUGGAAAAAAUAUGCGCCAUGAUGUUAAGGUAUUCGUAGCUUCCUGCUCUAUUUGUCAGCAGAUGAAGGAUUUGCACCACCAUCCAGCGGGACUUCUACAACCAUUGCCUAUUCUGGAUCAGGUUUCUGAGGAGAUUACCAUGGAUUUUAUUACUUGCCUACCUUCCUCGCGUGGUAAGACAACCAUCAUGACAGUUGUCGAUAGGUUAUCCAAGUAUGGGAAUUUCAUUCCAUUGCCGGCUACUUUCACUGCUAUCACAGUGGCCAAAGCUUUUGUUGCUCACAUCGUCAAGCUUCAUGGGCCGCCGAAGUCUAUAGUCACGGACCGAGAUCCUCGCUUUUUGCACUCUUUUUGGCAGGAGUUAAAUCGGCUUCAGGGUGCCACAUUGGCCAUGAGCACGACAUGUCAUCCACAAACAGAUGACAAGCUGGAAUUACCGGAGGAGGCCAAGAUUCAUCCUGUUUUUCACAUUUCUAUGCUUAAGAAAUGUGUGGGCACUAAUGAUGUGAACCUUGCGGACAAGGAUGUGUUUGGGGAGGGAGGUAAUGUUAUGGCCAUGUCAGAUAAAAAUGCACAAUCAGCUGAUAAAAGUGCACAAUCAACUGAUCCUACCAGCAAUAAGACCACCUCAGCAAAAGUUGUUACAGAAAGUGUGAGGUGCAGCAAGCGAGUGAAACGGCCUACAACAAUGCUAACAGAUUUUAUCUGGCAGCCCGGGUGA
Messenger RNA from Nicotiana attenuata, 1110 nucleotides. RefSeq lists its product as uncharacterized. The coding region runs from base 1 to 1110 and encodes 369 amino acids. The transcript is spliced from 4 exons. The record is from RefSeq and is a predicted model, not a curated record. Lineage: Eukaryota; Viridiplantae; Streptophyta; Magnoliopsida; Solanales; Solanaceae. Gene Ontology annotation, molecular function: nucleic acid binding. Gene Ontology annotation, biological process: DNA integration.